Molecule: messenger RNA, 1271 nt
Organism: Chlamydomonas reinhardtii
Lineage: Eukaryota; Viridiplantae; Chlorophyta; Chlorophyceae; Chlamydomonadales; Chlamydomonadaceae
Exons: 3
Coding region: 234-605 (123 amino acids)
Biological process (GO): translation
Cellular component (GO): large ribosomal subunit
Molecular function (GO): structural constituent of ribosome
Source: RefSeq, a predicted model, not a curated record
GUGGCGUGCCCUGCUGGCCAAGUUUUGCUAUUUUCAUAUUUGGCUCUGUAUCGUAACAGUGCAUCGCUGCAUCAUUGAAGUCCAUUUGCAGACGAGUCAAGUACAGUAGUGCAAUCAUGCGAUCAGUAAUAGCUGCUAGCGGCGCGCGGCUAGCAAGCUUGGUCGCAGGCUCGUCGCUGAUGCCUGCUUCCGCAAGCUGUGCGAGCCGGCUUUCAUCUUCAACCUACUCAACGAUGGACUCAACAAGCCACCCCAGCACUAGCUAUGUGGUGGCGCCGCGCCUACCAGCUGAGGAGGAUGACACGUUUGUGCCCUUCAGUCGGCCAUCCCCCUCGCCCUUCGGUUCGGGCAACUCGCUGCUUCCCCAGCUAUGCGCCACGCCCAAGAAGAAGCUAUCGCUUCAUAGACGUGGAAACCGGCGGGUGUGGUACUGGCUCAAACGCAAGACGGAGGUUGCCAAGUGCAGCUACUGCGGCGCUCUGUCCGGACGCAAUCAAAUGUUCAGUGGCGCGGCCGGCAACAGCGCCUGCACCGGGCAGUGUGUGGAGCAGGCGCCCACCCCGCCCGCCAGCAGCUACCCGGCCGAGUACAAGCCCCCGUGCUGAGCGUGAGGAAUGAAUCGGGCGAAGUGGGCAGGAGUGCUAUUGUACUGCAUGCCGCGAUGCCCUGAAAGGGAUGGGGUGGAAGGAGCAGGCGGGGAGAGCGGAAGGGCCUAGGCCUGUGCCUGGGGUCAUUUGUUGGGGAUGGCGGCGGGACGAGGGCUUUGGGUGUGUGAUUGGACAGGGUUCAGGCAGGUUGGCGAGGUCCCGUAGGGUGCAGCUGGGUUGUGGGUAUGGUUGUCUGUGGAGCGGGCGGUGUAGUGAUUGCGUCGGCUGAGUGUCCGCGGCUGCAGGAAGUGGGACACAAGCGUUAGGAGCCAGGUGUGCUGCGGCAUUUAGAGGCGCCGGCAUGGCUGCACCACUGCAAGCAUGCGUGCGGAGGAUCGGGCAGGGACAGCGCAGGCAUACGCUGCGUGCGGAGGUAUCGACAUGUGGUCAAUGCGGACUGCUGGCCGGGGUUGUACUUGCUUAAGCCGUGUGUGCGCCUGUGCGGUUCUCACACGAGGGCUCCUGGGUAGCAGGAUUGGUAUCGGACUGGCUUGAUUCGAAAUCAAUACCGGUGCGAUAGCUUACACGUGCUGGACGGUGAGGUCCGAGUGUCAUGCUCGCGAUGGGCGGUUGCACCCAUGUGUCACAUCUCACACACGCGACGCAAGGUGCAAAUGUUGAUGA